Molecule: messenger RNA, 1700 nt
Organism: Arachis ipaensis
Lineage: Eukaryota; Viridiplantae; Streptophyta; Magnoliopsida; Fabales; Fabaceae
Source: RefSeq, a predicted model, not a curated record
GAAGUCUGAAUCCCUAAAUCACGAAAACUCCCAAGGCUGAGACUGAGAUCCCUAAUUGGCUUCGCUGCUCUCUCUGCUUCAGUGGUUCCCAUUGUUGAUGAUUCUUCUUCGAGCAAGCUUGCUUCACUGAAGUCACUGGCGUCACCGCGUCACACGGGUCGAGGGCUCGCCGUCGAGACACCGCCGUCGCGCCACCUAGAGCCAUCGAGAACUGAGAAGUGAGAACGCCUCACUCUCACACGGGUCGAGCCACCGCCGUCGAGCCACCGCAGCAGCCGUGGAGAACUGAGAUGGUGCCUUCGCUGUCUCCCACCGCCUCACUCUCACUCUCCCUUCCCCCAUCUCUGCUUCUUCUCUGUCUUCCAGCUGGGAUAGUCGCCGAGGGACUGAGUCACUGAGGCAUAAAGAUGAGAUCUGUAGCGGUUGCAAUAAGUAUAUAGAGUUGUAAUUCGCUCUUCUCUAAUUCACAACUCUUAGUCGAAAAUGGAGUACAGGAAAAUCAGGGAUGAGGGUGAUGAUAGGGAGACCGGCAUCGAGGACGUUGAGAGUUUACGUGAAAAAUCGGUUUUGCUGUCCGAUGCAGUCCUAGACAACCGUUUGGCCUCCGUGGGAGAAACCAAAACCGAUAGCCACAUGGCGAAAGCAAAGUGGAAACUCAAGUCAGUUGUUACACUUGCAUUGACUAUUCUUACUAGUUCGCAAGCCAUUCUAAUCGUUUGGUCCAAGAGAGCUGGCAAGUACGAGUAUAGUGUAACCACCGCAAACUUUCUGGUGGAGACUUUAAAAUGUGCUAUAUCCCUUGUGGCCCUUGCAAGAAUAUGGAAAAAGGAAGGUGUCACCGAGGACAAUCGGUUGAGCACCACAUUAGAUGAAGUUAUAGUGUAUCCCAUUCCAGCAGCACUUUACCUUGUCAAAAAUUUGCUUCAGUAUUACAUUUUUGCAUAUGUAGAUGCUCCUGGCUAUCAGAUAUUAAAAAACUUGAAUAUUAUCAGUACAGGUGUUCUCUACCGAAUUAUACUCAAGAAGAGGUUAAGUGAGAUUCAAUGGGCUGCUUUUAUUCUACUGACUGCUGGUUGCACUACAGCCCAGUUGAAUUCAAAACAAUAUUGGCAGGCUAUUAUUAAGAAGCGCCCUUCACGGAACAUAAACGUUCAGAACUUCUGGCUUUAUAUCUUUGGCAUGGGCUUCAAUGCUAUUGCAAUACUGGUUCAAGAUUUUGAUGCUGUGAUGAACAAGGGAUUCCUCCAUGGAUAUUCGCGCAUUACUGUUCUCAUGAUUUUCAAUCAUGCACUCAGUGGAAUUGCUGUAUCGAUGGUGAUGAAGUAUGCUGACAAUAUUGUGAAGGUGUACUCUACUUCGGUGGCAAUGCUUCUUACGGCAGUAGUUUCUGUCUACCUUUUCGGAUUUCAUCUCUCCCUUGCAUUUUUCCUUGGUACAACUGUUGUCUCUGUUGCGAUUUAUCUGCAUUCUGCCGGGAAGAUGCAAAGAUAGCUAUAACUACCACCUGGUUCUUUUGACCCCAUUUCAUAUUCAUACAUUUUCAAAUUGUUAAUUAAAUAUCAUAGUAGUGUAUAUUUUGACGAGUUUAAUUUUUAUGUAUGGACAUUGUAAAACGUUUUACAUAGUCAUGCAAUUACAAUCAUUAUCAUUCACGUAGUAAAUGUAAAAGAGUUAUUUUUACUAAUGUGACAUUUAUAUGA